Sander lucioperca (pikeperch) is the source of this 4119-nucleotide messenger RNA. RefSeq names its product collagen alpha-1(XXVIII) chain-like. The record is from RefSeq and is a predicted model, not a curated record. Gene Ontology annotation, molecular function: serine-type endopeptidase inhibitor activity. The coding region runs from base 392 to 4009 and encodes 1205 amino acids. The transcript is spliced from 36 exons. Lineage: Eukaryota; Metazoa; Chordata; Actinopteri; Perciformes; Percidae.
CAGAGUAUUGUGUAUGCGCCAUUGUAGGGUGCUUUAUUUUUGAUAAAUAGCUAUGUUGAUAUCGUUUUAGAGUGAGAAACUGAAUUGUAGUCUAUCUACACUAUUCUGAUAUUCCAAAAACAUUCCUGCAGGAACAUAUUGUGUUAGUGAACAGCCACAGAGUCAGGAAAAAUAAAGUCCUUUCCCGGUCAAUCCUCAAGCUCUGAACUGGAGCGCUGAAAUGUUGGAGCGGCCCCAGAGCCCCCGGCUACGCACAGCACACCAGCUCAUCUGAUGGUCCUCAGUUUGUCUCAGCACGGUUUAUAGGACUUGAUUUCGCGGCGAAAUGCCCCCCAAAGAGCCACAGCUGACUGGAAUACAAGCACUGACUGCAGCUAAAUGAGAUUCUAGGAUGGAAAUGUUGCUGAGGGGAAACCUGAGGAGAGGAGUGGGGCUCUGCAUUCUGCUGUUGGCUCUGGUACACGGGGCCACAGGCCAGAGAAGAAAGACAGGGCGCAAGAACAACUACAGGCUACAUGACGACGGAGGAAAUGUUCUAUUUCCUUCUCCCAUAGGUCUGACUUGUUCGCUGGAGGUGGCGUUCAUCCUCGACAGCUCGGAGAGUGCAAAAAUAUUCCUGUUUGAGAAGCAGAAGGCCUUCGUGUUGAGCUUCAGCACCCGCCUCUCCAUGCUUCAGGUAGCCGGCUGGACGCUGAAGAUGCGAAUGGCUGCACUUCAGUACAGCAGCUCUGUGUCAAUAGAGCACCGAUUCUCAGCCUGGAAAGACCUGGAUUCAUUUCACAGUCAAGUCAGCACCAUGAACUACAUCGGCCAUGGCACCUACACCACCUACGCCAUCACCAAUGCCUCGCAGCUGCUGGUGCAAGAGACGCCGGCGGACAGCGUCAGGGUUGCAGUGCUGAUGACUGACGGGGUCGACCAUCCCCGUAACCCCGAUGUGAUUGCAGCUGCAGCAGAGGCCAAAGGUCACGGCACAAAGUUCUUCACUGUUGGUUUAUCAGACAUCGGCCAGCAGAGACAGAAUAACGCCAAGCUCCGGGCCAUCGCCAGCACACCUGCUCAGCAGUUUGUCCAAAGUCUUCUUGAUCCUCAGCUAGAGGAGAAGCUGCUCAAAGAGAUGGGUGCAGUCGCAUUUGAAGGGUGUCCACAGGCCCAAGUUUGUUUGUGUGAAAGAGGAGAGAGGGGCCCUCAAGGAAGUCCGGGUAGAAAAGGGGACCCAGGCUUCAGAGGGCAACCUGGUCUAAAAGGAAGCAGGGGGGAGUCUGGCUCGGACGGUCGACCUGGAAGUGAUGGUGCAGAGGGUCGACCAGGUUAUAAGGGUAACAAGGGGGAGAGAGGAGACUGUGGCACUCCGGGGGGAAAGGGUGACACUGGACCUGAGGGACCUCCAGGCCAGCGAGGCACGAAAGGAGAACAGGGUGUGAUAGGACCACAAGGAGACAUGGGACCUGAGGGCCCAGCAGGACCUAAAGGAGACAGAGGGCCCAACGGUGCUUCUGGACCACCGGGGGACAUUGGUAUCGGAUUCCCGGGAGCCAAAGGAGAAAAAGGCAUUCAGGGAAGAGCAGGUCCAACAGGUCCUGUUGGAAUAGGAGAACCUGGACUACCAGGUCCCCCAGGACCAGCCGGGGCACAAGGAAACCCUGGACCACCAGGAGAGGGGCUUCCAGGGCCAAAGGGUGAUCGAGGAUACGAGGGUCCCAGGGGCAAUCCUGGACUCACUGGUGUUGGGAUCAAAGGUGACCAGGGAAGUCAUGGGCCGCCUGGGUUUCCAGGUCCAGUCGGUGCUCCUGGUUUAGGACUUCAAGGAGAAAAGGGUGAUCAAGGCCCAGUUGGAUCUGCAGGCCCCAGAGGAGCUCAAGGUAUUGGAAUAACAGGAACAAAGGGGAAUCAGGGCCUUCCAGGUGAACGUGGCCCGACAGGUGAGAGAGGUGUUGGAGAGCCAGGACCUAAAGGUGACCCGGGGUCCGAGGGGUUACCAGGUAUACCCGGUGAGCCAGGAGAGGAUGGAGCCCCGGGACAAAAGGGUGACGUUGGGUUACCGGGGCCCAGGGGACCCGACGGUGCUCCUGGUAAAGGCACACCUGGAGGAAAGGGAGACAGAGGAGACAGGGGGACCAGGGGACAGCCAGGUGCAGUCGGUCCUGUGGGGCCGAUGGGCUCAAAGGGGGAACCAGGAAAUAUGGGGCCACCAGGUGCAACUGGACCACCAGGCAGGGGUCUAGCUGGUGCCAAGGGAGAACCAGGCCAACCGGGUCCAGCUGGAGCUGUGGGAGAGCCGGGGACAGGUUUACCUGGACCAAAGGGGGACAGAGGGUCUGCAGGGCUGGCUGGGACACCUGGACUUAAAGGUGACGGUUACCCCGGCCCUACAGGACUUCCGGGGCCUCCUGGUCUGAAAGGAGAGACUGGAUCAGAUGGCGCCGGUUUACCUGGACCAAAGGGAGACAGAGGCUUGCCUGGACCUCCUGGACCUGUUGGGCCACCAGGAAUUGGUGUAAUUGGUCCCAAGGGCUCAGUUGGCCAAAUGGGACCACCUGGUGCACAGGGCUUACCUGGAGAAGGCAUCCAAGGACAAAAGGGGGAGACAGGAUUUCAGGGGAUCCCCGGGCCCAGAGGUCCUCCUGGACAAGGCCUGCAGGGGGACAAGGGGGAUCGAGGCUUCAGAGGGGAAAAGGGCAAAAAGGGGGACAGAGGAGAACAUGGAGAGGCCGGAGCCACCGGACCUUUGGGUAGAGUGGGACAAAAGGGAGAACCUGGACUUACAAGGGAAGAAAUCAUCAAAAUAGUGAGAUCCAUAUGCGGUUGUGGAGUGACCUGCCGCCAAACCCCCUUGGAGCUGGUUUUUGUGAUCGACAGCUCCGAGAGCGUCGGCCCCGACAACUUCAACGUGAUCAAAGACUUUGUAAACACCCUGAUCGACCGAGCCUCGGUCAGCCGGGACACCACGCGGGUGGGUGUGGUCCUCUACAGCCAUAUCAACAUGGUGGUGGUCAGCCUCAGACAGGAAGCCACUCGUGAUGAGAUCAAGUCUGCGGUGCGCUCCAUGACCUACCUGGGCGAGGGGACGUUCACAGGCAGCGCCAUCCAACAGGCCAACCAGGUGUUCAAGGCGGCGCGGGCAGGUGUGAGGAAGGUGGCCAUCGUGAUCACGGACGGGCAGGCCGAUAAAAGAGACGCGGUCAGUCUGGAGAGCGCCAUUUCAGAAGCUCAUGGGAUUAACAUCGAGAUGUUUGUGAUCGGGGUGGUGAAUGAGAGCGACCCUCUGUAUGAGGAGUUCCAGAAGGAGCUCAAUCUCAUCGCCUCGGACCCCGACAGCGACCACAUGUACCUGAUCGAUGAAUUCAAAACACUUCCAGCUCUGGAGAGAAAACUGCUGAGUCGUAUCUGUGAGGAUGGAGAGAAACGUUUGUUCAGCUCCAUCCCGAGCUCCGGACUGCCUCCAGGAAUUACCGAGGUCACCGGUAACGUUCGAGAACCUCCGUACAGGACAGAUACCGACACCCCCACCUUCACAGGAGACUUCAGGAAAGUACAGAUGGUGCCCGGCCCUCCAGCGUCACAACCCGACAGAGAACCCAUCACUCCACAGAGACCCAAGACAGACGACAGAAGCGGAUCGACAGAGACUCAGAGAUUUCCACAUUUCGACAGGGAACCCUUCAGACCUGUCACAGAGUUCCUUCCACAGUUUGACAUGAAGGACCCCAACCACCGUGUGGUGAUGACGGGAGCCAUCGGGCCAUCGGGUCCCACUCUAAAGGCCCCGUCUGAGGACAAGACACAACCGCUGACUCCUCCGACUCCUCCAUUUCUGCCUUCUGACACCUUAUCAGAGGAGCGCUGCAGCCACGUGCUGGAUCCAGGACCGUGCCGGGACUACGUAGUGAAGUGGUACUACGACGCCACAGCUAAUUCUUGUGCUCAGUUCUGGUUUGGAGGCUGUCGAGGAAACAGCAACCAGUUUGAGACUGAGAAGAGCUGCAGAGAAACCUGCUUCAAGGUCUAACAUGCACAUGUACCGGUAGUCACAGAUAAAACAUUUUGCUGUGACUUGAGGUUCACUUCCAUGUUCAGAGCCUUAGUAUUUUACUUGUAGCUACUUCAACAUGGAUAGGG